This is a messenger RNA of Equus quagga, 7609 nucleotides long. It is a transcript of the gene PATJ, whose product is annotated as PATJ crumbs cell polarity complex component. The transcript is spliced from 44 exons. Gene Ontology annotation, molecular function: protein binding. Bases 169 to 5817 code for a protein of 1882 amino acids. The record is from RefSeq and is a predicted model, not a curated record. NCBI's taxonomy places the organism in Eukaryota, Metazoa, Chordata, Mammalia, Perissodactyla, Equidae.
GUUCUGAAGAGAUUUGCCCUUGCUAAUUGAGAUCCUGUUAGUGACCAUGUCAAAUAAGCGUGGCAUCAGAAUAGUUUUGUUUCAAGUUGGAAAGAAAUUGUAUGAAGCCCUCAUCUGUGUUUAGAGAUGCCUUGGUUUCUUUAAAAGUGCUUGAAGACAGAAUUCAAAAUGCCUGAAAAUCCUGCUACAGACAAACUGCAGGUCCUGCAGGUUCUCGAUCGCCUGAAAAUGAAGUUGCAGGAGAAGGGCGACGCGUCGCAGAACGAGAAGCUGUCUGUGUUUUAUGAGACGCUGAAGAGUCCUCUCUUCAACCAGAUCCUCACGCUUCAGCAGUCCAUCAAGCAGCUGAAGGGGCAGCUCAGCCAUACACCCUCAGAUUGUUCCACAAACUUUGAUUUUUCUAGGAAAGGUUUGUUAGUGCUCACAGAUGGUGCCAUUACAAACAGGAAUGCCCACAGGCCCUCUAGUAACUUGACUGUAUCUGGGUUAUUUCCUUGGACUCCUAAGUCGGGAAAUGAAGACUUUCACUCAGUUAUUCAACAGAUGGCUCAGGGCCGCCAGGUCGAGUACAUCGAUAUAGAGCGGCCUUCCGCCGGAGGCCUCGGGUUCAGUGUGGUGGCCGUGAGAAGUCACACUCUGGGAGAAGUUGACAUCUUCGUGAAGGAGGUCCAGCCAGGGAGCAUAGCGGACAGGGAUCAAAGGUUAAAGGAAAAUGACCAAAUAUUGGCUAUUAAUCACACACCACUGGACCAGCGUGUUUCCCAUCAGCAGGCGAUCGCCUUAUUACAGCAAACCACUGGGUCCUUGCAUCUGGUUGUGGCCCGGGAGCCAGUCCACACAAAAAGCAGUGCUUCUACCAGCCCACCCGAUACAACCCUGCCUGAGACAGUUCGCUGGGGCCACGUUGAAGAUGUUGAGCUCAUUAAUGAUGGCUCCGGCUUGGGCUUUGGCAUCGUCGGAGGAAGAUCGAGUGGCGUGGUUGUGAGGACGAUAGUUCCUGGAGGGUUAGCAGACCGAGAUGGAAGACUCCAGACUGGUGACCACAUCCUGAAGAUUGGUGGCACAAACGUGCGGGGAAUGACCAGUGAGCAAGUUGCACAAGUGCUCAGGAGCUGUGGGGAUUCCGUCAGGAUGCUUGUCGCAAGAGACCCAGUUGGUGAAGUCUUUGUAACCCCGCCCACCCCCUCCGCCUUACCUGUCGCUCUGCCUGCUCUAGCCAACAGCGCCCCGAGCUCUGACAAAUCUACUCUUUUUGAAACUUACGAUGUUGAACUCAUUAAAAAAGAUGGACAGAGUCUUGGGAUUAGAAUUAUUGGCUAUGCUGGAACUCCUAAUACAGGGGAAGCUUCAGGGAUUUAUGUGAAAAGUGUCAUACCUGGCAGCGCGGCGCACCACAACGGCCAAAUUCGAGUGAACGACAGAAUCGUCGCUGUCGAUGGUGUGAAUAUUCAGGGUUUUGCCAACCAGGAUGUUGUGGAGGUGCUACGAAACGCAGGGCAAGUGGUACGUCUGACUCUAGCUCGAAGGAAGACAUCUUCAUCUGCUUCUCCACUUGAACUGCCUUCAGACAGAGGAGCUGUUGUAGAGCCGCCGAAAACACCAACCCUCUUUCUGACUGGAGUGGUGGAAACGGAAACUAACUUGGACAGUGAAGAUGAGGACACUGAAGAAAGAAUGGAUAACCUAAAAACCAACAGCGUACAAGCCUUGGAAAGAUUGGGAGUCCCAGACUUUCCAGAAAAUGAGCUGAAAUCCAGGUGGGAAAACCUACUGGGCCCUGAUUAUGAAGUAAUGGUUGCUACCUUGGACACACAGAUCGCAGGCGAUGCUGAGUUACAGAAAUAUUCAAAGCUGCUGCCCAUCCACACCCUGAGGCUUGGCAUGGAAGUGGAUUCCUUUGAAGGACACCAUUACAUCUCCUCGAUUGCUCCCGGUGGUCCUGUUGAUACGCUGAACCUCCUACAGCCAGAGGAUGAGCUUCUUGAGGUCAACGGAGUGCGGCUCUACGGGAAGUCCCGCCGGGAGGCGGUCUCCUUCCUGAAGGAGGCACCACCCCCCGUCGUCUUGGUGUGCUGUCGCCGGCUGUUCGAUGACGAGGCCUCUGUGGACGAGCCGAGGGCCCCCGUGGCCUCCCCUCCCGAGACGCAGGCUGACCACAGCAUAGACGUCAAUCCUGAAGAAGAUGAUGAUGGGGAGUUAGCACUGUGGUCUCCUGAAGUCAAGAUUGUUGAACUAGUGAAAGACCACAGAGGCUUGGGAUUCAGCAUUUUGGAUUACCAGGACCCCUUGGACCCCACAAGAUCAGUGAUUGUGAUCCGCUCCCUGGUGGUGGAUGGUGUCGCAGACAGAGGUGGGGAGCUGCUACCUGGAGACCGCCUGGUCUCGGUCAAUGAACACAGUUUGGACAACAGCACACUUGCUGAAGCCGUGGAGGUGCUGAAAGCUGUGCCACCAGGCACUGUGCACCUUGGCAUCUGUAAGCCUUUGGUGGAAGAUGAUAACGAGGAAGAAAGUCAUUAUAUUUUACAGUCAAACCAUCAUGAAGACAGGACUGAAAUUUCAGGAACAGUUCAUGAUAUAAAUUCAUCUUUAAUACUUGAAGCACCCAAGGGAUUUAGAGAUGAACCCUAUUUCAAAGAAGAACUUGUGGACGAACCGUUUCUAGAUUUGGGAAAGUCUUUCCAGUCCCAACAAAAAGAGAUCGACAACAGCAAGGAGGCCUGGGAAAUGCAUGAAUUUCUGACCCCUAGAUCGCAGGAAAUGGGUGAAGAGAGAGAAAUGCUCGUUGAUGAAGAGUAUGAGCUGUAUCAAGAUGGCUUUCAGCCCACGGAGUUGUAUUCCCCCUCGCACGUUCAAGAGGCCGCCCGUGUCCCGUCUGUGGAGGAGCUGCACUUGGGAGCGCAGUGGUUGCACGGUGCGAGUGUGGACGGCGAGCCUGCGCAGCCUCAGGAAGCCAGGGCCCUGCUGGGCGUAUGCCCCCCGGAGGUGCAGCAGUGGGGCUGCAGCCCCGACGACCUGAUGAAAGAAGAUUUUGGCAUCGAUGCCUCACCCUCCGUGCCCUCACCUGAAGGGAGCGGUCAGCAAGGCAGGUUUGGCGGUCUGGAGAAUCUCAGUUCGUUCCCACAGAGCUCUUCGGAUUUAGGCAUGAUGAUUCCAGAUGAUGUCCAGGCUCCUGGCUUGCUUGUUGAACUUCCUGCUGUGGCUCAAAGAAGGGAGCAAGAAGAUCUGCCUUUAUACCAACUUCCCAGGACCCGAGUUGUUUCCAAGGCCUCAGCAUACACGGGAAUCUUAUCUUCUAGAUAUGCCACUGAUACAUGUGAGUUACCUGAGAGAGAAGAAGGUGAAGGAGAGGAGACUCCAAACUUCAGCCACUGGGGUCCACCGAGAACUGUUGAGAUUUUUAGAGAACCCAACGUGUCUCUUGGUAUUAGCAUUGUGGGUGGACAAACUGUGAUAAAACGCCUGAAGAAUGGAGAGGAGCUUAAAGGGAUAUUUAUCAAGCAAGUUUUAGAAGACAGUCCAGCAGGAAAAACAAAUGCUCUUAAAACUGGAGAUAAAAUACUAGAGGUGUCUGGAGUAGAUCUGCAGAACGCCUCCCACAGAGAAGCAGUUGAGGCCAUUCAGAAUGCAGGAAACCCAGUGGUGUUCGUUGUGCAGAGCCUGUCACCCACUCCAAGAGUCAUUCCUAGUGUCCAUAACAAGGCCAACAAAAUCGCUAAUAACCAGGAUGAAGACACUCAAGAAAAAAAAGAAAAGAGGCGAGGAACUGCCCCCCCUCCGAUGAAGCUGCCGCCUCCUUAUAAAGCCCCAUCUGAUGACAGUGAUGAAAAUGAAGACGGAGACGUGUUUACCAACAAAAAAAUUAGACAAAGAUAUGCAGACCUGCCUGGAGAAUUGCACAUUAUUGAACUGGAAAAGGAUAAGAAUGGACUUGGACUCAGCCUUGCUGGGAAUAAAGACAGGUCGCGCAUGAGCAUAUUUGUGGUGGGAAUUAACCCGGAAGGACCCGCUGCCACGGACGGACGCAUGCGAAUUGGAGAUGAACUGUUAGAGAUCAACAAUCAGAUCCUGUAUGGAAGAAGUCACCAAAAUGCGUCUGCCAUUAUUAAGACUGCCCCGUCAAAGGUCAAGCUGGUCUUCAUCAGAAAUGAAGAUGCGGUCAAUCAGAUGGCGGUCGCUCCUUUUCCGUUACCGUCAAGUCCUCCAUCUUCUCUUGAGGAAGACGUCCCCCAGCUGGUUGGUCAAGGUGUGGUGGCGGGUCAGCAGCAGGCCCUGGAGUGCCCAACUGACAGCGCUGUCAGCCAGAUGAAGCAGCAACAGUAUUCAGCACAAGUCUCCUUGGGUUCACAAGACAUACCCUUAGCACCAGCGCCCUCGUACUCUUCCACAGAUGCCGACUUCCCAGGCUACGGUGGUUUCCAGGCUCCGCUGUCAGUGGACCCUGCCACGUGUCCCAUUGUCCCUGGCCAGGAGAUGAUUAUAGAAAUAUCCAAGGGACGCUCGGGGCUCGGGCUCAGCAUCGUGGGAGGAAAGGACACGCCCUUGGAUGCUAUAGUGAUACACGAAGUCUAUGAAGAAGGAGCAGCAGCCAGAGAUGGCAGACUUUGGGCUGGUGACCAGAUAUUGGAGGUUAACGGGAUUGACCUGAGGAGUGCCAGCCAUGAGGAAGCCAUCACCGCCCUGAGGCAGACCCCGCAGAAGGUGCAGCUGGUGGUGUACAGAGACGAGGCGCACUACAGGGAUGAGCAGAACUUGGAGAUUUUCCCUGUGGAUCUGCAGAAGAAGGCUGGCCGAGGACUAGGCCUGAGCAUCGUUGGGAAACGAAGUGGAAAUGGAGUGUUUAUUUCUGACAUCGUGAAAGGUGGAGCCGCAGACCUGGAUGGAAGACUGAUUCAGGGAGAUCAGAUCUUAUCUGUGAAUGGGGAGGACAUGAGAAAUGCCUCACAGGAGACAGUGGCCACUGUCCUCAAGUGUGCACAGGGGCUGGUGCAGCUGGAGAUUGGAAGACUCCGCGCUGGCUCCUGGACCUCCUUGAGGAAGACGUUGCAGAACACUCAGGGCAGUCAGCACAGCACACACAGCAGCUGUCACCCUCCCCUGCCUCCUGUCGUCAGCAGCCUGCAAAACCUGGUUGGCGCGAAAAGAGCUUCCGACCCUUCCCCCCAGAAUCCAGGCAUGGACGUGGGACCAAGGACCGUUGAGAUAAUCAGGGAGCCCAGUGAUGCCCUUGGAAUCAGCAUUGCUGGAGGAAGAGGAAGCCCCUUAGGGGACGUCCCCAUAUUCAUCGCCAUGAUUCAGGCCAGCGGUGUGGCUGCGCGAACACAGAGGCUUAAGGUUGGAGAUCGGAUUGUCAGCAUUAAUGGGCAACCUUUGGAUGGGCUGUCUCACGCGGACGUGGUCAAUCUGCUGAAGAACGCCUACGGGCGCAUUAUCCUGCAGGUUGUGGCAGAUACCAAUAUAAGCGCCAUAGCCACUCAGCUUGAAAACAUGUCUGCGGGCUACCACCUCGGUUCACCCAGUGCCGAGCACCAUCCGGAUGACACGGAAACGCCUCCGCCUAAGACCAUUGCCUUGGAGAAAGGCUCUGACGGGUUGGGGUUGAGUAUUGUAGGGGGUUAUGGAAGUCCCCAUGGAGACCUGCCAAUUUAUGUCAAGACUAUAUUUGCAAAGGGAGCAGCUGCAGGUGACGGCCGACUGAAGCGAGGUGACCAGAUUUUAGCUGUUAACGGUGAGACUCUGGAAGGCGUUACUCACGAGCAAGCUGUGGCCAUUCUAAAACGCCAGAGAGGGACUGUAGUCUUAACUGUGCUGUCGUGAGCCUGGGUCCUGAGCCCAAGACAGGUGUUGCAGACUGUCAUAGAGGAUGCGGUUCUGAAAGAGGAUGGAAAGCAGCCUCAACUAGAAUCCACCUUCCUUCUCGCUGCUGUCCCCUCGGCUCAGGAGGGAUGGCUGAGGUUUCAUGUAAAUGUCCCAAACCAACAGUCGCCUCCCUAAUAUUUCCCAGCUUCUGUUACCUCGUGAUGAGGUUAAUUUCUAAAACUUGAGUGAGUCUUAUGUGUUUUGCAUUUAACAUCGAUGUUUAUCAAGUAGUAGUAACCAGUUCUGAUUGAUUAUAUGUGCCGAAACUGAAGUUAACAAUCUCUCAUUCCUUAUGCGCUUUUCUCCCCAUCCCAACUCAUACAGAGGCUUCACGACAGCCUCGUCUCACCCAGUGAACAGAAACAAAUGUUAAGCAACUUGUCAUCUCGCUCGUAAUUUACUCAUGCUAAUGUCUCCUCCAGUACACCAGAAACAUUAGCAGUGUAAUUAACUUCCCAGUGAUCCUCACGAUGAAACACCAGAUUCUCCUGUGGGAAAUUACUGUGCUCUCUUCUGAACGACUUACGGUCAGAUAACUCUCAAAUUCAUUUCUCUGGAUAGAUCUUUAUAAGUUAGUCAUUGGUGAUUAUGAUGAGUCAAUUUGCAGACUGUAAUCUGAAAAUUCUGAAAGGCUUUCUAAUUGUUUUCUUAGCUACACAAAUCCAUACCACUGAACAAAUGCACCUUAUUCUCAACAGGAACGUGUUCUGAAUUCUAACAAUGCCAAAUUCUGUUCGAUUCCAAGAAGUGCACCUGGAGUUGAUGGCGUCUCAGUAGGCGAGCGUCAUUCCCACCCCUCCGUCUUCAGACGAGGCGGAGGAAGCUCCAGAGAUCAGCAAGUUUUGCCUCAAGUCAGACGAGGUGUAGACGGCCGUGGCCUGGUGCCAAGUAGAGUGACAAAUGUGAGUCUCCUUCUCCUCGGCUCCGUACCCGUCAGUCGAGCAGCGUAGACUGCAGGAAUGUAGAUGGAGUGACGUGCUUAGCCGCAACGUGACUGAGCAAAUGAACUGAGCCUAGGAGCCCGUGCUGGAAACACUCGGAUCAUGUUUCCUGAUCUCCCGGGAGCAUCCCAUUUCUUGAAAUUUUGCAUGCUAAGAAAGCAACUACAGCAGAAAAUACAAGUAUAAAGUUGGUCAGGGGCCUCCUUAUUCAGGUACCAGCAGGAAGAGGAGGGAGAUGCUUAUCAGUGAGUUCUAUAGGCUCUGCUGUAAAAAAUGUACCAUGAAGGAUGAGCACCAGGAUCAGUAAUAGAAGUAGUUCAGCAUUAUUUAACUAAAACACAAUGCUGCAGAUGGUGCACAGUAAUUAUCAAAAUAUAAUGGGAAAGAUAGAUUUUAAUUGAGAAUAAUCUUUGAGUAGAUGUGAUCAUGAAGUGCAUUAACUCUUGUUGGAAUAUUUUGUGGCUCUUCCAAAGUUUUGAGUGCCUAAAUCUUGUGUUGAAAAUGUCUUUCAUGACUGGCAUUAAGUUUUUUUUAAUUACACACGGCUUUUGGAAAUUCUAAUGUAUCCAAAAUAUGUGGUGGUAUUAGGAUCUUGUCUUUCAACGCAUGAGAAGCUAUCAGCCUCAGAAUGUUCUAUGUUAAUUGUAUCCGCAAGAACACCUCAGGCAGCCAAGAAGAAAUGAAGCCCAAAUAAAACUUGAAAAUGCACCUUAAAAAAAAAUAUAUAUAUAUAUAUGUAUGUAAUACUUUUGAAAUGCGAUUCUGCUUGAUUUUGUUGGAACAGCCAUUAAAUACACAUUUUGAAAUAA